GGUAGCAUAGGACAACUAUAAAUCAGCCAAUCUCACUAGGAAGAUUACUACUAACAUAGUGCAUCACAAGAUUACUAGAAUAGGAGUGCUUUAUUUCUAGUUUUUAUCAUUGCUUCACAAGAAUAAUGUGUAUAGCUUUGUUUCUAUGGCAAGCCCACCCACUCUACCCUUUUCUUCUCUUCAACAACAGAGAUGAGUAUCACAACAGGCCUACGAAGGAAGUGUCAUGGUGGGAAGGAAGUGAUAUAUUGGGAGGGAGGGAUGAGAUAGCAGGAGGAACAUGGAUGGGUUGUUCAAGAGAAGGAAGGAUUGCUUUUCUUACAAAUGUUUUGGAGCUUCAUACCCUUCCUGAGGCCAAAUCCCGGGGUGACUUACCCCUCUUAUUUCUCAAGAGCAACAAAAGUCCCAAAGAAUUUGCAGAAAGCCUAAAAAGAGAAGCUCAUUAUUACAAUGGUUUCAACUUAAUUGUGAUCGAUAUUAAGUCAAAAUCCAUGGUAUACAUCUCCAACAGGCCCAAAGGACAACCUAUUACCAUUGAAGAGGUUUCUCCAGGACUCCAUGUGCUUUCUAAUGCCAAACUUGACACACCCUGGCACAAGACUCAGCGUCUUGAACAGAGUUUCAAAGAACAGCUUGCUAAGUAUGGAAAAGGUGAGAUUCCUGUUAAGGAAAUGAUCCAAAAGCUAAUGAAGGACAAAGUUAAAGCUGACCAGAGUGGUUUACCUCAUAUUUGCUCUCUUGAUUGGGAGCUUAGUUUGAGCUCCAUUUUUGUUGAAGUACAAACCCCACUGGGUCUUUAUGGCACAAGGAGCAGUGCUGCAUUAGUUAUAAGAUCAAGUGGGGAAGCAAGUUUCUUUGAGGAAUACCUUGAUGAUGGCAUUUGGAAGGAGCAUGUUGUUGAUUUCUAUAUUCCCAAAUUGAAGUUCAUCAAAGGACAAACAUAGAGCUAACAUCCUCCAUCCUCAAAAGCAAGAAUAUUAAUUCAGUUCUUAUAUAACUUCUACAUUUUAUGCUAUCACUGAGCAUUUUCGGUGUGCUCUUGUAUAGUUGGGAACUUAUCAAUAAAAUAAAAAGCCAUAAGGUAGAAGGCAGAAACUUGGCUAUCCAUAAGGUAACAGCAGUUUGAAGAUUUUUCUGAUCAAUGGUUCACUGAUCUGGCUCACUAAAGUGUGAACUUGUAAUGGGGCUUCAAGAAAAGUAGUGAAAUAAACCAAUAAAGAUCUUGUCCCUCCAUGGAAAGUAAAGAAAACGGAAAAAAUGAUUUUCCUUUUUUGGUCAUAUGGAAACAAUGACUAUCAACUCUCAUUCACAGUUGGAAAUUAUUACUUAUUAGGCUAUAACGAGUAAAAAUUCGUAGAACCAAAAAAUAUGCUCUCUCUCCAUAUGGAAAAUAAAAAAUACAUGAUGCUUGUUGAGAAGUUUUUAAUUUUGAUAUGGAGGGGUUGAUGAAGUAUAGCAGCGAUAUGGGGGUUUAUGGUAUUUUACGGAGAUAUGACGGCUGGGUAAAAGAAAUCGGACGGACCGAUUUGGUGGACAGAAAUUGGAUGGACCGAUUUCAGGACGCGGAAGGUGUACAAAUCGGACCCACUGAUUUGUGUUCCCUGUCCACGCGUCACGUAUGCAGCCUUCUUUGGUUGGCCCGUGAUUCCCUCAUCCAAAAGACCAUUGAUUCUCCCCUCCCAGCAGUAUACCUUUCUUCAACACACACUCAACCCCACCACUUUCUUCCUUUAUUACUAUUGUUGGACCACAACAAACCUUCAAAAAAAUUUAAAGAAAAUGUCAAAAAG
Molecule: messenger RNA, 1790 nt
Organism: Arachis stenosperma
Lineage: Eukaryota; Viridiplantae; Streptophyta; Magnoliopsida; Fabales; Fabaceae
Exons: 5
Coding region: 126-944 (272 amino acids)
Source: RefSeq, a predicted model, not a curated record